Messenger RNA from Diversispora eburnea, 1650 nucleotides. Lineage: Eukaryota; Fungi; Glomeromycota; Glomeromycetes; Diversisporales; Diversisporaceae. The record is from the annotation of a GenBank genome assembly.
AUGACAAAUUAUCAAGAAAAAUCUGACUAUGAAAUUGAAGACCAGGGGCAAAUAUCAGUUCGAAAACGUUUAUCUCACGCUUGGUCUAUUCGUUGGUUUGUUAAAGAUUUUCAACGUUUGGUUGAUCAAUAUCCCAGAGGAAGAUUCUUAACUAGCAAUAAUUUCAUCUUAGAAAAUGAUCUCACUAGAGAUACUACUGGAUAUGAUUGUAGAAUUAGAUUAUUUCCAAAUGGAAAUCGACAAUAUUUAAAACCUGGUUAUGUCUCUUUAUACCUUCAAGUUUCUCCAAGAUUUAAAAAUGAUGAUGAUGUUAAUAAUAAUCCACAAGGAAUUUUUCAAAAUAAUAAAAUUCUAAAAAUGGAAAUUUUACGAUUUAAUCAAAAUUCUUCUUAUAAUACCAUUAAAACUGUUCAUCUCACUUUGGAUAAUGUUGAAAAAAAUGAUCAAAAUUCUUAUGGUUUAUCUAAAUUCUGUCGUACAGAUUCAAUACUUACAUCUCUUCAAGAUCCUAUUGAGAUAGCGAUCAAGAUAACCAUUUUAGAUUCUCCUAUCAAUGAAAUGACACCAUUUGAACCUUUUUUAUAUAACGAUCGUUUUAGCGAUAUUGAAUUUAAAUUUGAAUGUGGAGGAAAAUUAAAUGCUCAUAGAAUUAUCUUAGCUUCAAGAUCAAAAUAUUUUGAAAAAUUAUUUGAUGAAAAUAAAUCUUUAAUUACCGAAGAAUAUCAAUCCAAAAAUAAUUAUGAAGAUAAAUUAACCACGACCAAAAUCAAACGAAAAUUGACAGGAUUAUUAAAUAAAUUAUUAUGGGAUAAUAUGGAUAAGAUUUCUAAACAAAUAAUUAAUUUCGCAAAUCAAUCAAAAGAUGAAAAUGAUGGACACACUUUGAGAACCAUUAUUUAUAUCAUAUUCGAUCAUGCAUGUCAAUGUCGUAAUUAUAGUCAUUUAUAUGUACAUCUUUGUAAAAGUUUAAUGGAUGGUAUUGAUCAAGAAAUUAAAGAUAUUAAUAUUAAAAUGCCAGAUGGAUCUUUAGCAAAAGGGCGUCAAUUAUUUUUAAAAUAUUUGUACACCAAAUGUCAAUUAGAAUUUGAAAAGGGAUGUAGAGCAGAUCAUUAUAUCAAACGAGAUGAAAAUGGAGAUCCCGUUAACAUAAAAUCCAAUGAAUUCUUUUUAGGUCUUAAAGAGAAACGACGUUGGCUUGGUCUUGCAAGAUUCUUUGCAGAAUUAUUUAAACGUAACGUUGUUACUGAAUCAAUGAUGCAUAGAUGUAUUAAACAUUGUUUGAACAAGUCACAUCCUUUUCCAGAUCAAAUUGAAUUAUUAUGUGAAAUAUUAAGAACCGCCGGUAAAUUUAUUGAUCAUGAAAAAGCCAAACCUCAUUUGGAUACUUAUUUCGAGAGAUUACUUUUUUUUGCAAAACAUCCUCAAUUGAAUAGAAUUUUACAUUCUAUGUUGAUGGAAAUUAUCGAAUUACGAGAAAAUGAUUGGAUGACAGUUGAAGAAAUGAAACUUCGACAAAUGCAAAAUCAAGAAACCAAAGUAAUACAUAUUAAUGAUGUUGAUUAUAAAACUUUUAAGAAAAUCUUAUGUUAUUUCUAUACAGGUAAAAUUGAUACAAAAUUAGAUAGAGAAGUUUUGAAAGGAUACAUGUGA